AAUCUAAAAAUAGAUCAAUCACAUUAAAGGUAAAAUACCAUUCGUGAGUCUUUAGUAUUUAGCUAUAAACAGUAGUUGGACGAGCGAAAUAGGAAGUGUCGCUGGUAUUCUAGACAUAACUAAGGAUUGUAGACAUGGAAAAGUCCAAGCCAGGUGCCACGGAGGACUUAGCUACCCUGGCCAACCUGGAUGGCAAGGUGCUGCUGAAUGAACUCAAAGUCCGAUAUAUGGACAACAAUAUCUAUACGUAUGUUGGAGAUAUUCUUGUUGCAAUCAAUCCAUUUAGACCCCUCCACAUCUAUGGAGAACAAGAAACGCAGAAAUAUUUCAUGGAAAAGAAAAGUGCGCACCCCCCUCACAUAUUUGCUAUUGCUGACGCGACUUUCCAGUGUAUGUUGGGUUACGGAGGACGAAUUCCCCAAAACCAAUGUGUGCUCAUAAGUGGGGAGAGUGGAGCUGGCAAAACCGAAAGUACCAAGCUAAUAAUCAAACAGCUGAUAGAGCUGUGUCGCGGAAACACCCAGCUAGAGCAGCAGAUUCUACAGGUCAAUCCAUUAUUGGAGGCUUUUGGAAACGCUCGCACAGCCAUGAACGAUAACUCCAGCCGCUUUGGAAAAUACAUUCAACUCAUAUUCCGUGAUGGCCAUGUAAAUGGUGCCAAAAUCUCAGAAUACCUGUUGGAGAAAUCUCGAGUUGUCCACCAGAACAAGGAGGAGGAAAACUUUCACAUAUUUUACUACAUGUUUGGUGGAUUAUCUGCAGAGCAGAAGAAAGCAUACAACUUACUACCACCUGAUAAACAGAGGUACUUAACAAAUGGUGCUGAUUGCUUGAAACGAGAACCCAUGCACUACAGGAAGCAAUAUGAUGAGCUAGUGAAUGCUAUGGAUCUGGUGGGGUUUACAGAUGAGGAGGAGGAAAAUCUCUUCAGUAUUAUUGCAGGUGUCCUCCAUCUGGGAAAUGUGGUCUUUGACAUGGAUGAUGAUGAUGCAUCAUAUGUACAGGACAAAAAUGGACCCAUUAAAAUGGCUGCUAACGUCCUUGGCAUCGGUGGGGAUGAAUUGAUAGGAACUCUGACAAAUAUGGUGACUUUCACCAGGGGCGAGCAGGUUAAGCGACACUACACAAAAACAAUGGCCGAAGAUGCAAGAGAUGCCCUGAGCAAAGCCCUGUAUGGAAGACUAUUCGGGUGGAUUGUUAACAAAAUCAACCAACUUUUGGCCCCAAAGGAACAUUCUAAUGUUGAAGCAAGAGAAAUUGGUAUCCUAGAUAUAUUUGGAUUUGAACAUUUUGAGAAGAACAGCUUUGAGCAAGCGUGUAUAAACCUUGCUAACGAACAGCUGCAGUUCUUCUUUAAUCAGCAUGUGUUUAAAAUGGAGCAAGAUGAAUAUGUUAAAGAAGGUAUUGACUGGACAGAAAUCAAAUUUGUAGACAACCAACCGUUACUGGAUCUAUUUCUGAUCAAGCCUAUUGGAAUUCUGUCUCUGUUGGAUGAAGAAAGUCAUUUUCCUAAGGGUACAGACCAGUCUCUAGUGGAAAAAUUGAACAUCCACUUUGGUGGGAACAGUUAUUAUGGAAAAUCACCUCAUGGAAAAUCUAGCAAAUUCACCAUUAGCCAUUAUGCUGGAAAGGUAACUUACGAUGCUAACCGUUGGCUGGAGAAAAAUCGAGAUACACUUCCCCCAGGUGUAACAGAAAUGUUGCAGAGCAGUUCUAAUGAUCUCGUCAAGUUGAUAUUUAGGGGACAAAUCACAAGAACUGGUACCUUAGCCCUCCAGGCGAGGAAGUCGACGAGAACAACCAGGAGGAGCAAGAAGCCGCCUAAAACAGGUGGUCGUGAUGGAAGACAUAGGAAACUGACUGUUGGGGGUCAGUUUAAGACUUCCCUGAAUAUUUUGAUGGAGAGAAUGAUGUCAUCUUCCCCGGUAUUUGUACGGUGUCUGAAACCCAACCACCUAAAAGUCCCAGGAAAAUUUGAUGAAACCUACAUUCAUGACCAAUUGUUAUACACUGGUAUGUUGGAAACAAUCAAAAUCAGAAGAGAGGGGUUUGCUGUUAGGCCAUCCUUUGCUGAGUUUGUAGAAAAGUACAAAAUCAUAAAAUGUGAAGCUGCUUUACCAGGAACAAAGGAAAAUUGUGUUAAGAUUCUAAAGGCAAGCAAAAUAACUGGCUGGCAGAUAGGCAAAACAAAGGUUUUCAUGAAAUAUUAUCAUUUGGAACAAUUAUCUGAUGUUUUAAAGAAAAUGGGAUUUUCUGCCAUUAAAAUACAAAAAGUGGCAAGAGGAUUUCUCGGCCGCCAGGAGUACCGACGAAGACUGGUCCAUGCCAGAAGUGAAGCGGAGAGGUUUAAACAUCUGGCCGAUGAUAUCUUUAAUCUUAACAUCCAUCUUACUAACCAGCUGCAGAUAGCCAAACAAAAUGAUAUGAACAUUCCAUCCAGUUUCUUUGGAGUUUCUGAUGACGCAAACUCUCCCCCAGUACCUGAUUUUACCGAUGUCCAGUCGGUACAGAUGAGCACCAAAAGCUAUGAAACACCAACGCCGAAGAAGACCUUUCAUGAAAUGGGCACCCAGGCAGAAGGAAGUUCAUCCGAUUCCGAGUAUUCAGAAGAUGAGUUCAAACCCGUGUCCUCCCACAAUUUUGGUACUCCUGGGACUAAGCAGGCCACAGUGCGAUGGUUUAAGGAGACCCAGACUCAACAGGUCUAUGACCCUGUCAAUGUUAGCGGGAAUUUUAUCGCGGAGUGGUUCCAUGGUGUCAUAAGUCGCAGAGAGUCAGAAACCCUGUUAAAAACAAAACCAAAAGGUUGCUAUUUGAUUAGAGUCAGUGAAAGUAGAUUUGGUUACACACUGUCCUUCAGUGGAGGAGAUCGAACUCGGCAUUACAUGAUAGACCAGCUUCCAAACAAGAAAUACAUCAUUAUUGGGGAACCGAAAGUUCACAGGACUCUCAAAGACAUGGUGGAGUACCAUAAAAGUGUUAAGAUAUCCAACUGGAAUGGGUUUCUUGCAGAACCGUGUGGGCAGGAAGAGGGCAUUUGUGAUUACCAGGAAUUGGUUGGAGACAAUUUUUAUUUCCAGCUGGAGCAAAAGAAUCAGACAAAAUCUAGUCAACAAAUUCCAAGGAAUCCACAAAGACACCUGAACACCCAUUGAGUGUGAGUUUUUACGUCAGUGUCGUAUAUGUAUACCCAGAUAUAUCCAAAUGGCUUCGUAAAAAUACUUUUCCCCCAAAGUUCUGUACAAGCCCUGUACCACUGUAAAUUCUUUAUAUCACUAGACUAUUUAUUUCUGUGAUACCUUGAGUAUCUGCCCAAACAAUAACUACAACGUUAAGAAUAGUUUAUUUUAUCAAUUAAAGUAUCAAGGUAUUUACUAUAGUGAAUGAUGAAGGUGUGGCACACUGCAAAUCUACAUACGCUUUGUGGAAUUAUUAAAUAUAUCCAUUUUGGAACAGAAGAUGGGAGUGGUAUAUACAUACCAGAAAUGUUGUCUUUGAAAAGCGAUUUUAGAAAUCUUAAAACAUUUUGCAACGUUACGUUAGAAACUUUAAAGGAAGCAAUUUUUCAGAUACAUGAAUUUUAUAAAAUAUGCUUUAAUUGCUUGGUUCGUCAUCACAGAUGUGUCAUUUCCUUCUUGGCAUGUACUAUCCUUAUGCCCUCAUUUGUUUUUCUAUGUAUCUUAUAUUUGGUUGCAUUUAUGACCACAGCUUUAUGGUGUUUUUGAAUGUAUUGUGGGUAUACACGGAAAACGUGAAUACAAACUGAUGAUCUAAAUGUAUAUUUUGGAAACAAUAUUUUCUUUUAUUAGGGGUGAUUCGAUAUUUUUUUAUAUAUAUAUUUCUGUUUUUUCAGUAAAAACUUUUGUUUUGAACCAAACGUUUCGAAGUGUUUAACAUUGUUUUUCGUAAAUAAAAAAUCAGAUGAAAUUUCAUUAUGUGUGAUCAACUCCCAAGUAUUUCAUUCCAAAAUGGUUAUCUUUGAAAAUCGUCGCAAAGUGUGUUGGGGUAUACGUUGUACCCGUCACAUAAUUCUUUGAAUCGGCGCAUCGUGGAUUUUACAAUCGGACAUCAAAAGUAUUAAUGUUUCAUUUCGUUAAAGUUUUACCUAAAGUUAUUCAAAAUAUUAAAAAUUUAAAUAUAUAUUCCAAUAUAUUGGUGCUACGUAAAAAGAUAACCAUGGUAAAGUAUGUAUCGUUCGUCGCAGUAUUUUUAUUUGGGGUGUGUCGAGUUAAUGACCAACUUGAAAUGAAGACUUAUUUAAAGUAAACAAAAAAAAAAAUCCGGUGAUUAAUGAAUUGACAAUUAAUGAAUCCACUUCGCUGGGAUCUUAACAUUGAGCUAGUGAUUCUGAAAAGUAAUUGACGGUGUCCAAUUAUAGUGUAUAUAUUAAUAAAUUCUAGCUACUUUGAACAAUGAAAAAAUAUCUUAAUCUAAAAUCAUACACAUCUACCAAGUAAAGUUUUAAUUAUACUAAGUAUAAACUGAAAGAUCAAGUGGACAUUUCUGAUCACCAUUUGUCCGUUGUCUGUCUCUGCGUCCUUCCUUCAGUCAGUCUGUCCGUACAUUUGUCCGUUGUCUGUCUCUGCGUCCUUCCUUCAGUCUGUCUGUCCGUUCAAUCAAAGUUGGUACAUGUCAUCAUUGGAUGAAGGAGAUUCAAAGAACCAGAGCCACACAGUACUAAAAUUGACCCUUUCGCCAAAAUAAAUGAGACUUUCACAGUUGAUGUUCUAGGAUUUAUAGGUUAUAGAACAAUUUAUUUUACAAAUUUGUUCAAAUGAGGGACAUGUAGAAACUGUGCUCUGUUUUGUCACAUGUUUGUAGUAUUUAUGAAUCGGAAGUGUGGGGUUUUUACAGAUGUGUCGAAGUAGAAAAAGUACAUUUCAAUUUUUGUAAAUAUAUCCUUGGUGUCGGCAAGAAGACCUCUAACAACAUGGGUUAUUUUGAACUUGGGCAUUUGCCAUUGGUUACUACAAUGAAACUUAAAAUUUUCAAAUAUUGGUUCAAAUUAAGAACAACAGAAAAUUGUAAUCUCAAAUCUUGUUACGAAAAUUUAGUGGUACGAAAUGACAAAUGGAUUUUACAUAUUAAAAAUUAAUUGUCAUUACUUGGUUUAAACUAUAUAUGGUCAGAAAACCACGUAGACUUUAAAUAUCUUUCUGUUAUAAAGCAAAUACUUCUAAAUGUAUAUGAACAAAAUAUGUUUGAAAAUAUUGUUGGAUCUUCAAAAGGCUGCUUAUAUCAACACAUAAUCGAUAAUUUCUGUUUGCAAACAUAUUUAAAACACAUAGAUAACAAAUACAGAAGGGUGUUAAGUAAAUUUAGGUUGUCUAACCGUAUUUUGAAUAUUGAAUUAGAUAGACACUGCAACGGAAUCAAUCUAAUAGAUUGUGUACAUGUUGUGAUCUUUAUGAUAUUAAUGAAGAAUUUCAUUUCAUAUUGAAAUAUCCACUGUAUAACGAUUUGAGGGGGGGGGGGGGGGUUGAAAAAGUAUUCUAGACCAAUAUACUAUUAAGAAAAUGUCACAUUGAUGUUUAAUUUUUUACCUGUUUACUUUGUACGUUCACUCUCUUUCUCUCUCUGCAUUACCUUCAAUUAUCAUUGUGUUCAAUUGUUAAUCUUAUGAAUCAGUGGGCUCAAAGAAAUAAAGAUUAAAAAAUUGAAUUGACAUGUCCCCUUCAAAAGGGAGGGCAAAAGUAGGGUGGGGUCAUUUGAAAAUCUUCUGAAUAACCACUAGGUCAGGAAGUUAGAAUUUACAGGAAAGCUGCCUGACAUUGUGCAAUUCAUAUUUGUUCAAAUUAUAGCCCCCAUAGGUAGGGUGAGGCAACUAUAGGGAUCAACGUUUUACAUGAACAUGCAUAAGAAAAAUGUUUGUAAAAUCUUUUUCUCAAGAAUAAUCACUGGGUCAGUAAAUUUUGAAAGCUUAUUGAUAUAGAGUAUAUUAAAGUUUUUCAAACCAUGACCCCCGUGGGUAGGAUAGGGCCACAAAAGGGAAUUAAUUAUUUAGAUAUAUAUUUAUAUAUAAUCUCUAAAAAAAAAAAUCUUCUUCCCAAGAACUACUUGGAGAGUUGAAAUUUACAUGAAAUUUGCUGACAGAAUAAUAGAUUCAAGUUUUUUUCAAAUCAUGGUCCCCAAGGUAGAGUGGAACCACAAUAUGGGAUUUUUAAAAAUACAUUCAGAUAUAUAGAAGAAAUAGUUUAGAAUUUUCUUCUCAAGAACAGGACCAUGAGUAGUCAGGUUAAUAUGCAAUCAUACCUAGGUAGUGCAGAUUCAAGUUUGCUCAAACCGUGGCCUCCUAAAGCAGGGUGAGGUCACAAUAGGGUAACAACGUUUUACAGGGGAAUACACAAGGAACGUCUUUAAAAAUCUGUAUCUUAACAACAGCCAUGAUUAGUGAUAUUGAUAUGCAAGUAUCUUCAAGUAGUUCAGAUUCAAGUUUGUUCAAUUCAGGGGCCCCGAAGGUAGUGUUUACAAUACGAGAUCAAAGUUUUAUAUAGCAGUGUACAGGGAAUUAAUUUAACCAAAUUUCUUUCACCCUAAAUCAUAUCCAAGUACUAAUGUUCCCAAAUUGUGUACAUUCAAGUAUUUUGUCUUUUAUUCCCCUCGCGAAAAUAUUCUAAAGCAAUCAAUUUGUGGCCUUAUUUGUUCGCCAUCUUUUUGCUCUGGGUUUGUUUUGAUGAAUUUUUAUUUGUCAUCUUAUAGCGUAGCAUUAUUUAAGUUAUUUUGUCUUCUUUGGGGGAAAUCAGACUUUGAGUAAUUUAGCUUUGCAGGUACUUUCAUGUAGAAUGUAUUAUCUGAUUUCCCCCAAAAUCUUAUGUUGAAGAUUUCUUUCGUCAUUUGGUAUUGUAAUAAAUGACAAAUUUUCAAUCUC
Molecule: messenger RNA, 6868 nt
Organism: Ostrea edulis (European flat oyster)
Lineage: Eukaryota; Metazoa; Mollusca; Bivalvia; Ostreida; Ostreidae
Product: myosin-IIIb-like
Exons: 28
Coding region: 135-3155 (1006 amino acids)
Cellular component (GO): myosin complex
Molecular function (GO): cytoskeletal motor activity; protein binding; ATP binding
Source: RefSeq, a predicted model, not a curated record